AUGGUCAAAGCGCGGUCGUCGAGCGACAUACGAAAGGGGUACAUCGCCAAGCUGCGCGAGUCGGAGAAGCUCCUCCCCCAGCUCACGAGGCCGCGCGAGGCUCAGACGGCGUCUGCCAACGGCAAGGUCUUCAUCAUCACCAACGCGUCUGAGGGGUGGGUGCAGCACUCGUCCUCGAUGUGCUUCCCGAACCUGCAGCCGCUCCUCGCCCCCGUCGUCAUCAUCUCUGCGCGCGCGGGGUUCGAGACGCAGUACCCCGGCGACUCGCACGCUUGGAAGAUGCACGCCUUCCUCAAGGUCCAGGACCAGCUCCAGCUCGAGGCCGUGACGAACCUCGUCUCCGUCGGAGACUCGCACAUCGAGAUGGAUGCGGUGAAGCUCUGGGAGCGGCCGACCCCGUACGAGCUCCAGAAGCAGCUUGAGGUCGUCGCCGACAAGCUGCCUGACAUUUACACGAGCGGCGCCACGCCCUAG
Emiliania huxleyi CCMP1516 is the source of this 474-nucleotide messenger RNA. RefSeq lists its product as hypothetical. The record is from RefSeq and is a predicted model, not a curated record. Bases 1 to 474 code for a protein of 157 amino acids. The transcript has 6 exons. NCBI's taxonomy places the organism in Eukaryota, Haptophyta, Isochrysidales, Noelaerhabdaceae.